UUAAGGCUGUAAAUAUGGCAGAGAAGCAGCCCCAAUCACAAGGUAAAAAUGAGAAUGAAGGUGUAUAUGAGGAAGUUGAGGCAAAUAAAAAGGCUAAAGCAGUGGAUGAUACUGAAGUGAUGUACCAGAAUGUACGUUUUCAGCAAACUCUUGACAUAAAGGAACUUCUGCCAGACAAGGCAGCAGAAAGAUGUCGCCGCUAUCAGCAGCUGUGUUGCUGCUUUGGGACUCUGUGUGUCAUUUUGGUGCUGAGUGUCAUUGGAGUCUGUGUUCAUUUUACAGCAAUUCAUGAGAGCACUUCAAAUGAGCUGAACCAGCUGAAAUCAUCCCAACAGGUUCUGCUGGAGGAGAAUCAGAACCUGACAAACCUCAACAACAAACUCAGUUCAGAUAAUAAAAAUCUAACGAUUCAGUUUGACAACCUGACUAUGGCUUCUCAUGCCUUAGAAAACAACAUCACCAUGCUGACAACAGAAAAAUCCAACCUGACUUCUCUUAAUGAGGAGCUGAAGGAACAAAAGAAAAACCUCACAGAAAAAAUAAAAAACAUGGAGGAAACCUGGGAUGGUCUCAAUGUCAGUCGAGCUCAAUGGAGCAUUGAUGAAUACUGUCCAAAAACAAAUGCUGGGAGAAGCUGCAAUAAUUGCCAGAAAGGCUGGACUUACAAACCUUCCAGUUGUUAUGCUUAUAACAAUGCUCCACCAUCUGAACACCUGACCUGGGAAGAUGCUCGAGAAAACUGCAAACAGAUGAUUGCAGAUCUGACUGUUGUUUCUAACCAGGCAGAAAAGGUAAUGGAAGAACAAUUUUAA
Poeciliopsis prolifica (blackstripe livebearer) is the source of this 812-nucleotide messenger RNA. RefSeq lists its product as uncharacterized. NCBI's taxonomy places the organism in Eukaryota, Metazoa, Chordata, Actinopteri, Cyprinodontiformes, Poeciliidae. The transcript is spliced from 6 exons. The record is from RefSeq and is a predicted model, not a curated record. Bases 15 to 812 code for a protein of 265 amino acids.